GCGGAUCCAGCUCAUGCAAUGUAGAGGGUCCAGCCCAUGCAACGUAGAGAGUUUUGUGGGGUUAUUUUCUAUUUGUUAUGGACCAUUAUGCCUUUGUUUUACUUCUUCGUGUCGGUAUCUUUUCCUUUUAUUACUCGGUUUAGGUUGUUGUGGUUGUAAGCCUAUUUAUAGAGGUUGUUAGGUUAGUUGUUCGGUAGCUAAUUUGAUUGAAAUAAAAGAACAAAAGAGGCUUGUCCUCACAUAUAUCGUGUCUCGGCCAUUCUCAGAAUCAACGAGUCUCGAUUAAUACUCAUCCAACCCACGUACGCUGCAUCAGAUUGGCAUAAGAGCCUGGCUGAUUCCGAGGGAUGCCGCCCCGUAGGCAGGCGCGAGCUGCUACUGCGGAAGAUGCUGACUUUGUUGACUUGCGACGUGAGAACGCCGAAGUUCAACGUGAUAAUGACGAGCUGAGGCGUCAGGUGGAGAUGUUGGCACAACGACUGGACGAAGUCGUUCAGGUGCAGCGCCAGUAUGAUGAUGUUACCAUCAUUGACGAAAAUCCCUUCGCUAAUCUUCGGAAUCAUUCGCCGGAACACCACAACUCCCGAUGGGAACAAGGUUUUAGGGUGGAUAUUCCCCAGUUUGAUGGCACUCUAGAGUCGGAAGAAGUCAUAGACUGGCUCUCCCAAGAUGAGGAGAUCUUGGAUUUUAAAGGAUUUCCAGAAGAUCGCCGUGUCCCUCUAGUCACGAUCCGGUUGCACGAUCGUGCGCAAGCGUGGUGGCAACAGCUGAAGAAUACACGAGCAUGACAGGGUAAGGAGAAGAUUGCAAGCUGGAAUAAGUUCAGGAAGCAUUU
Linum trigynum is the source of this 835-nucleotide messenger RNA. NCBI's taxonomy places the organism in Eukaryota, Viridiplantae, Streptophyta, Magnoliopsida, Malpighiales, Linaceae. The record is from the annotation of a GenBank genome assembly.